This is a messenger RNA of Purpureocillium lilacinum, 237 nucleotides long. The record is from RefSeq and is a predicted model, not a curated record. NCBI's taxonomy places the organism in Eukaryota, Fungi, Ascomycota, Sordariomycetes, Hypocreales, Ophiocordycipitaceae.
AUGGGGUGGCAUCGCGUCGAGCCGUGUUCAUGCAGUCGCGCAGAUCAUGACUGCAGGCACCAGACGACAACCGGGAUCCCAGGAUGCCAGGCAGGGCCGUGGGCCACGGCUGCGGGCCACGGUCAAUCGUACAUGCUCGCACCCUAUGCAGACUACAGGGCGCACGCAGCGUUAAGCAUAACCUCUCGGCAACUCCUGGUGGCUGAACCUUGGCAUCAGCACGCGGCAGCCCCGUGA